Messenger RNA from Dreissena polymorpha, 3748 nucleotides. Its product is annotated as collectin-12-like. Gene Ontology annotation, cellular component: external side of plasma membrane. Gene Ontology annotation, molecular function: carbohydrate binding. Bases 171 to 866 code for a protein of 231 amino acids. The transcript is spliced from 4 exons. Lineage: Eukaryota; Metazoa; Mollusca; Bivalvia; Myida; Dreissenidae. The record is from RefSeq and is a predicted model, not a curated record.
AAAUGCUGAACGUAUACGGCUCGGUUCGUUGAGUGUUCUCUUUCAUUUAGUUGUCAGUUUAUUGCGUUUCCGUCUCACACGUCUGUGAGGCAAUUUAUAAUUAAAUGAAAUAAUUAAUCUAUACCAGAAUAUUAAUUGUGAACAAAACGUACCAACUAACAAAACAAAUAAUGGAAAUCAAGGUUUGUGUCAUAUUUGUUUCGCUGGUAAUCGGUGUCAACUGCAAUCAAAGGAAUGUUCAGUUUGCAGAGGAUACUGCUCUUUCGGGCUUCAAAUGUUCAGCUACGGAACAAAUUGGCGAUGUAGUUCUGACACAGACCACUCAGAUGUGCACGAGCGUGUGCGCUAGUACCGACGGCUGCAAGUCGGUAUUUUACAAACAUUCUGAAUGCGUUAGAUGCCGUUCUAGAUACAGGAAGGCUGGCGAUGCAAGGCUGAUGCCUAUGGCGGGAAGUGUCAGCUACAGAACCGUUGUGCGCUGUAAUCCGGGAUGGCUGUCGCUCCUGGACUCGUGCUAUCUGUGGAAUUCGUCAACAAUAAUGACAUUUUAUAAAACGAAGGAUUAUUGCUCGAGUCUUGGUGCGCACGUCCUGUAUAUUGAUUCGGCCGAGGAAAAAGAUGUCGCUUCAAACUUCCUGCCAGAAAUUGCCGUAUCUGACAGAAAGGCUUGGAUAGGCAUACAGCUGAAAAAUAAAACGUGGAUCUCGUCCAUUAACGGCAAAUUGGUUGCGUACUUUAAUUGGGCGUCGGGUGAGCCGGAAAAUUUCGGAGAAGAUUGCGCUAUCACGCUCGGACCUGACCUAUGGCGAUGGGGAGAUACUAUGUGUACCGGUCUUAGACAUGUCGUCUGUGAAAAAGACAUGUAGUUUAAAUUGUUCACACAAUUUUAUCUACAGUGCGCGUAACCAUCAAGAAGCUGAUAAAUGCAUACUUCAUUGAAGACCUCUUCACUGCCGACUGUGUUUGACAGUUUUGUACUCGAAGAAAUCGUUGUAAUGGAUACCAAUGCAUAUCAUCGAUUACCAGGAAAACGAACAUUGAUCGCUCUGUGUUUAUAUUUUUCCUAUGAUGUUAGGUAAUUUUGUUGGAUUAAACAAAUGUUUGCUAUCAAUAACCACUUUAGAAUCCAGCCAUAUUUCAAUAGCUCAUAUUUCAAUCCUGGUAAUGUCUGUUUGUCAUGCCAAUUGGUAAUUUCUAUUGGACAGUUCUAUUAGUCAUGUCUAUUAGUCAUGUCUAUUGGUCAUGUCUAUUGGUCAUGUCUAUUGGUCAUGUCUAUUGGUAAUGUCUAUUGGUCAUGUCUAUUGGUAAUGUCUAUUGGUCAUGUCUAUUGGUAAUGUCUAUUGGUCAUGUCUAUUAGUCAUGUCUAUUAGACAUGUCUAUUGGUCCUGUCUAUUGAUCAUGUCUAUCGGUCAUGUAUAUCGGUCAUGGUUAUCGGUCAUGUCUAUUGGUCCUUUCUAUUGGUUAUGUCUAUUGGUCAUGUCUAUUGGUCAUGUCUUUUGGUCAUGUCUAAUGGUCAUGUCUAUUGGUCAUGUCUAUUGGCCAUGUAUAUUGGUCAUGUCUAUUAGUCAUGUAUAUUUGUCAUGUCUAUUAGUCUUGUCUAUUAGUCAUGUCUAUUGGUCAUGUCUAUCUGUCUUGUAUUUUUGUCAUGUUUAUUGUUCAUGGCUAUUGUUCAUGGCUAUUGUUCAUGUCUAUUGUUCAUGUAUAUUGGUCAUGUAUAUUGGUCAUGUCUAUUUGUCACGUCUAUUGGUUAUGCCUAUUGGUCAUGUUUAUUGGUCAUGACUAUUGGUUAUGCCUAUUGGUCAUGUCUAUUGGUCAUGUCUAUUGGUCAUGUCUAUUUGUCAUGUCUAUUGUUCAUGUCUAUUGUUCAUGUCUAUUGGUCAUGUAUCUUUGUCACGUCUAUUGGUUAUGCAUAUUGGUCAUGCCUAUUGAUCAUGUUUAUUGGUCAUGUCUUUUGGUCAUGUCUAUUUAUCAUGUCUAUUGGUCAUGUGUAUUGGUCACGUAUAUUGAUCAUGUGUAUCGGUCAUAUCUAUCGGUUAUGUCUAUCAGUUAUGUCUAUCAGUUAUGUCUAAUGCUCAUAUCUUUUGGUUAGUCUAUUGGUCAUGUCUAUUGGUCAUGUCUAUGGAUCAUGUCUAUUGGUCAUGUCUAUUGGUCAAGUCCAUUGGUCAUAUAUUUUGAUUAUGUUUAUUGGUCAUGUCUAUUGGUCAUGCCUAUUUGUCAUGCCUAUUGGUCAUGUAUAUUGGUCAUGCCUAUUGGUCAUGUAUAUCGGUCAUGUCUAUCGGUCAUGUCUAUCGGUCAUGUCUAUUGGUCAUGUCUAUUGGUCAUGUCUAUUGGUCAUGUCUAUCGGUCAUGUCUAUUGGUCAUGACUAUUGGUCACGUGUAUUGGUGAUGGCUAUUGGUGAUAUCUAUUGGUUAUGUGUAUUGGUCAUGUUUAUUGGUCAUGUCUAUUGGCCAUGUGUAUUGGUCAUGUGUAUUAAUCAUAUGUAGUGGUCAUGUUUAAUUGUCAUGUCUAUUGGUCAUGAUUAUUGGUCAUAACUAUUCGUAACGUCUAUUGGUCAUGUCUAUUUGUCAUGUGUAUUGGAAAUGUCUAUUGGUCAUGUCUAUUGGUCAUGUCUAUUGGUCAUGUCUAUUGGUCACGACUAUUGGUCACGUCUUUUGGUCACGUCUAUUUGUCAUGUCUAUUGGUCAUGUAUAUUGGUCAUGUCUAUUGGUCAUGUCUAUUGGUCAGAUCUAUUGGUCAUGUCUAUUGGUCAUGUCUAUUGGUCAUGUCUGUUUUUCAUGUCUAUUGUUCAUUUCUAUUGGUGAUAUGUAAUUCCCACAACGAAUUUUAGACACACAAUUUCAGCUCAGUCCAUCUGCAGGAUAAUUAAUUUUAGUUGAAGUUUGAUUUGCUUAAAACAAAUGCUGUAUUCAUAUAAACAUAGAACGUUCGCUAUUUUCAACAGAAGAAUUUUCGAGAGGUUUUCGAUGAGGAAGUUGCUGACGGCUUGCAUGGGUCUUUUUUGAUUGACUUUUCAAUUCAUGUUGUGAUGUUGUUGUGUUUUUAAUCUUUUAUAUUAUAUAAAUAUUGUGUAUAUGAUUUGCAUUAAUAUAUUUAUUCAAUUUACUUGACGAUAACAACAAUGAAACAACUAUAAUCAAUAACUACUUAACUAUUUUUGCACUAUCGAAAUAAUUUUCGAAUGAUUAAGUUGUUAUCGAUAUAUUAUCGAAAUAAGUUUGCAUUGAUUUUUAUAGCUAAAAUUUUCACAUCAGGGUGUUUCGUAUUGAUCUAUACCUUUAAAGAUUGUGUUACAACUUGUUCAUAGAAGUUUAAUGUAGUAUGUAUGUGCUUGUUUACUAAAUAAAUACUUAAUUUACCACCAACUUGCAUUAUUUCAUUGUAAUCAUAUGUUGAUCCUUUUUCAUUUAUGUUUUUUUUUAACUGCAUACAAGCAGUAAAUAUUUUUGCUGCUGUAUUUAUACUCAGAAAAAUAAAUUAUUAUCUUCGCAAAACUAAAUAUUUACAUAACAACAAGGCAUUAAAGAUAAGGCUGAAUUGUAUUGUUAAGAAAUGAAUGAAGAAAGAGCCAGCGUUGACACAGAGAUUAAUUACAAAACUAAACUACCAUGUUUGUAUAAAUGAUUACUGAAAACUUAGAAUAAAAAAGAACUAAUAAAACAUGCCAGUCAUACGACAUUUUUUAAAAUCAUUUUUUAGUGUAGUGUUUGGUUCCAUGAAAUGAGAGGCAUAUCACUAACUUUAUAUCAU